AGCAACAAACUAAACAAACAAUCAACAUGCAAUUCCUCAUCUGCUUGGCUCUCUGCGUGGCUGUGGCUCAGGCCGGUUACCUGGCUUCACCUGUUGCCACUUAUGCUGCUGCUCCAGUUACCACCUAUGCUGCAGCUGCUCCAUUGGCAACAUACUCCGCUGCUGCUCCAUUGGCAACCUACUCCGCUGCUGCCCCUGUGGCCUACGCCGCUGCAGCUCCUUUGGCUACCUACACCCGUGCUGCUGCUCCUGUUACCACCUACGCCGCUGCAGCUCCUGUGGCUACCUACACCCGUGCUGCUGCUCCUGUGACAGCCUACUCCGCCGCUGUGCCCGCUGCCUACUCCGCCUACUCUGCUUCUGUAUAUGGCGCUCCAGCCUACACAGCGCCAGUGGCCACCUAUGCUGCUUCGCCCUAUGCAGCACCCAUCUCUACCUAUGCUGCUCCAGCCGUCCUCAGCCCCUUCCUGAAGAAGAAGUAAAUGCUAAACUUUCCGUUUCAACUGUAAACUGUUCCGACUUUAAAUAUUUGCAUCAAUUAAUAAACUUUUAAA
This is a messenger RNA of Drosophila hydei, 554 nucleotides long. RefSeq names its product larval/pupal cuticle protein H1C. NCBI's taxonomy places the organism in Eukaryota, Metazoa, Arthropoda, Insecta, Diptera, Drosophilidae. The coding region runs from base 27 to 482 and encodes 151 amino acids. The record is from RefSeq and is a predicted model, not a curated record. The transcript has 2 exons.